Messenger RNA from Phyllotreta striolata, 1005 nucleotides. The record is from the annotation of a GenBank genome assembly. Lineage: Eukaryota; Metazoa; Arthropoda; Insecta; Coleoptera; Chrysomelidae.
AUGCUAGAAACAAUUAGGGAGCUAUGUGACAAAACGGUUGAGAGUGAAAACGAAAGUAAAAUAUUAGAGGUAAUUUUAGCUGAAAAUGUAAACGUAGAAAAAGCCCGAAAGUGCCUGGAAAUAUCAAUGCACAAUUGUUCCUGGAGGGCACAACUGUGCAGAACAGCAAAGAACGAUGAGAAUCAAGCAGGGACAACAGGGGAAGGAUAUAAAAGGAACGAUAAAAUAAUAAUAAAAUCGGGGGAGAGAAAUUAUGCGGACAUUCUAAAGGACAUGAGUAGUGUGAUUAAUAUGAAGGAAAUCGGGGUGAAAGUGGACAGAGUAAAAAGGACGGACAGAGGGGAUUUACUAAUAGAAUUCAAGAAGGAGCAGGAAGCACAAAAGUUAAAACAGGCGCUGAAGGAAAAAAUGGGACAUAUGGAAGUCAUCCAUAAAAAAGAUGAAGCCAUUCUGCAUAUAUUGGAUAUUACACCCAAUAUCGAAAUAGGGCAAAUCGAAGAAUGCUUAAGGAGAGAGGCACCAGGAAUAGAACUGGAAGUGGCGUCAGUGAGACUGACCAAAGACGGAAAUCAAAUGGCGACAGUAAAAACAAGAAAGAGAAAUGUGAAAAAACUUUUGGAGAUGGAAAAAAUUGACAUAGGAUGGGUAGAGUGUCGGAUCCUGGAAAGGGUGCAUGUAACAAGGUGCUAUAGGUGUUUACAGUACGGACACAAAAGGGAUGAAUGUACUGGAGAGGAUAGGACCGGACAGUGCAUGAAAUGCGGACAGACCGGACAUAUGGCGAGAGAAUGCGAAAACGAGGAACUAUGCGUGACCUGUGGAACUAAGGGACAUAGGGCGGAUAGUCUAGCAUGUAUAGAAUACAGGAAAGCACUAGGACAGGAAAGAAGGAGAAGGAGUUCAAUUAGAAACAGUCAAAGUAGGGGACGGAGUAAAAGCAGGAAACCCAGAUCGGAGACGGGUGGGAUAGCCACCAACCAAAAUGGUACGAAUCUUGCAAACUAA